This is a messenger RNA of Cladophialophora immunda, 1470 nucleotides long. RefSeq lists its product as uncharacterized. The coding region runs from base 1 to 1470 and encodes 489 amino acids. Lineage: Eukaryota; Fungi; Ascomycota; Eurotiomycetes; Chaetothyriales; Herpotrichiellaceae. The transcript is spliced from 3 exons. Gene Ontology annotation, molecular function: aldehyde dehydrogenase (NAD+) activity. The record is from RefSeq and is a predicted model, not a curated record.
AUGGCUCCUCUUGAGUUCAGCAAAGACCGGCUUCCGACAGAACUGUUCAUUGAGAAUGACUUUGUCCCUUCCAGGGCUGGCAAGACACUUUCUAUUUUCAACCCGAAAGACGGAUCGCUCGUGUCGGACAAAAUAUCUGUCGCAGCUGAGGAGGACGUCGAAAUAGCGGUGCGAGCGGCGGAAAAUGCACUCCCUGCUUGGAAGCGAUUGAAGGCGGUCCAGAGAAGAGACCUGAUGCUGAAAUUGGCAGACCUUAUUGAAGAAAAUAUCGAGGUCUUAGGGGAAUUGACACGAAUCACCCUGGGAGCACCGUUUGAGACAUGGGGGAAACACGAGAUUGUGAUAGCAAUCGAGACUUUCCGCUAUUAUGCGGGCUGGAUCGACAAGUUUGCCGGGGAGACCUUCCCGCAAGAAGACGGAUUUCUCAAGAUUGUACGAAAUGAGCCCCUGGGUGUCGUUGCCGGAAUCGUCCCCUGGAACGGGCCCAUUGGGUCUAUCGGCAUGAAGGCAGCCCCUGCUCUGGCGGCCGGCAACUGUUUCAUUCUGAAACCCUCGGAGAAGACGCCGCUGGGAUCACUUGCUAUAGGUGCCCUCAUCAAGCAGGCGGGAUUUCCUCCUGGGGUGUUCCAAAUCCUGUCUGGAGAUGGCUCGACGGGGGCCCUGCUCGCGAGUCACAUGCGGAUACGCAAAGUCAGCUUCACUGGCUCGGUAUCUACAGGGAAGAAGAUCCAGGAGCUUGCCGCCAAGAGCAACUUGAAAAGAGUCACCCUUGAAUUGGGCGGGAAAUCACCAGUGGUCAUCUUCAGUGACUGCGACAUGAAGAAUGCCUUGGACUGGGCCGUCAGAUCCAUCACGGCAAAUACCGGCCAGGUCUGUUUUGCAGGUUCAAGAGUAUACGUUCAGGAAGGCAUUUACGAAAGCUUCCUCCAGCAGUACAAGGAGGCGAUCGAAGGCCGAGCCAAAGUCAUGGGCGAUCCAGAUGAUCCCCAUACCGAGCUGGGCCCACUUAUCGAUCAAGCACAGUUCCAGCGUGUGUCUGGCUUCAUAGAACGCGGACAAAAGGACCAAGGGAAGAUACUGACUGGCGGCAAGAGAGUCGGGGACAAGGGAUACUUCCUUGAACCCACUGUCUUCACCGACGUCAAGACUGAUGCCGAAAUCUACAGGGAGGAGAUUUUUGGCCCGGUCGCCGUGAUCAGCAGCUUCAAGACGGAGGAGGAGAUCAUUGAAUUGUCCAACGACUCCGAGUUCGGGCUGAUGGCGGGGGUCUUCACACAGGAUAUCAACAAGGCAUUGAGAGUGGCUGCAGAAUUUGAUGCUGGUACGGUCGGAAUCAAUUGUGUGAGCCUGUUCGCCCUGACCGCGCCGUUCGGGGGCUCUAAGCAAAGCGGAAUUGGCAGGGAACUGGGACUGGCAGGAUUGAGGGCGUUCACAGAGCCCAAGACCAUCAUUGUCAACAUGUCUUACUGA